Messenger RNA from Populus nigra (black poplar), 2163 nucleotides. RefSeq names its product SMR domain-containing protein At5g58720. NCBI's taxonomy places the organism in Eukaryota, Viridiplantae, Streptophyta, Magnoliopsida, Malpighiales, Salicaceae. The transcript is spliced from 11 exons. Bases 244 to 1824 code for a protein of 526 amino acids. The record is from RefSeq and is a predicted model, not a curated record.
GAAGAAAACGCGCUACAGUAGAGAUUCUGUGAUGCUAAUGCCAUGCCUCUAUAACCGACAUGAAUUUUCCCUCAACCUCCACCUUCCUCCCCCACUGUUACUGCGGUUAUUUUCAGUGAACCUCUUCUUUAUCUUCUCGCCCGAAACCCCCCUUCUCUCCUCCCAUAAUCUAGGGCUCCCAAAUAAUCAAAAUCGUCAAUCUCUCUUAAAUCUACUCCUAUUUCAAUCUCGAAACCCUAGGAUAUGAUGCAACAACACAAUAAGAAGAAGAAGAAGCGAUCCGCUUCACGUGCCUCUAAACCCAUCGCACUUGACGGAGGUCAGGGUCAACAAUCGCAACAGCAACAAAAUCUGGAGCAGAGUCAGGAAGGAACCAAAGUAGUUGAGGCUUUAAUGGAAGCUUUUGACUCGAUCUCUAUAGAAGAAGCCGAAGAGGCUUAUAGGGAAGCGAAGGGAGAUAUUAACAAAGCGGCGCAGAUUUUGGAGAAUUUGAUGGAAAAUAGUGAGGAUCCAUCGACAAGUUCCUUUUCGAGUGGGUUAUCGGGUUUUGGUUUGGGUUCGAGCUCGAGUAGUAGUGCGGGUUCGAGUUCGGCUUCAAGGGAUGGGUUUUUGGAGGGGAAUUUGGUGAAUAGGAAAGGGUUUCGUGGAGGGAACAAGCAGAAGAGAGUUUUGGCGGUUACGGGGACGGUCUCGACGGUUUUAGGGAAGGAGUAUGUUAAGGCCAGCCCGAGAAGGGAUUCUAUGAAAGCAAAGGACUUUGGGAAUGGUGUUGUGGAGAAAGAAGAGGCGGAACAGUUUUUGUGUUCGAUGCUUGGUAAUGAUUGUGAGCUCAGCAUGGGUGUUGUUAGAGAUGUUCUUUGUCAGUGCGGAUAUGAUGUUGAAAAGGCGUUGGAUGUGUUGCUUGAUUUAUCAGCUUCCCCCCAUGAACAGUCAAGAACUGGUAGACAUGUUAAAGAUUCUGUAAACUAUAAACAAGAUUCCAGAUUUCUUGUUGAGCGCAGUGACAAUUUGACUGAUGUGGCUUCUGAUUGCACUUCCCAUUCUUCUGAAAAUGAACUUCAGGAUAGUGUAUGGGGCUGUGGUUACAGGAAUUAUUAUCAGGCCCUUACUAGUUUCGAAGCUCCAUCUUCAACUACCCCAAUAAGCAAUGAGUCAAAUCUCCCUCAAAAGGUUCUGGAAUGUUUGUUCAAUGUUCCCAUGAGUUCUGAACAUGAACCAAGCACUAUGAAUUGGAGGAAUGUAGUAAAGAAAAUGCAAUCACUGGGGCCUGCUGUUGAUGUCUUUCCAUCUAUUGAUGCACUUCCUCAGCAGAAUAACUAUGCCAAUGGUGAAGAAUAUCAUCUUCUUAGAGAAUCUGCAAAGCGACACUGGAAUUCAAGGACCUCGUACUAUCAAAAAGCUGCAGCAGCAUAUUCAAAGGGAGAGAGGGGGUAUGCAGCUUACCUUUCAGAUCAGGGGAGGAUACAAACUAAGUUGGCGCAGGAGGCAGAUAAAAAGGCAAGCCAGGAUAUCUUUAAAGCUAGAAACAAGGGCAUAACAAAUGUCAUAACAAUUGACUUGCAUGGGCAACAUGUCAAACAAGCAAUGAGGGUUUUGAAACUUCAUCUUCUAUUUGGAACUUAUGUGCGCUCAAUUCAAACUCUCAGAGUAAUCACAGGAUGUGGGAGUCGUGGUCUGGGAAAGUCAAAAGUCAAACAAGCGGUCACAAGACUCCUGGAGAAUGAAGGUAUUGAAUGGAGUGAAGAAAACCAAGGAGUGUUGUUAAUCAAGAUUGAUGGAUACAAAGAGUAUAGCUUUCCAGAUAUAGAUAGCGAUACUGACUAAUUGUAUCCCAAGCUAAGCAGUCGAGCACACAACAGGUUUUCUCGUUAUAUUGGUUAACAAUCAAUAGGGAUUCACGGAUCAGGUACUGUAAAAUGUUAAAGAAUAGGUUUCAGAUGUUAAUAUCCAUGCAGUAGCUCCGUUCCUUUAUGGAGGUAGGUGAAAGAUGAGCUAGACUAGGGUGUACCUAAGCUGGUAGAUUAAGCUCCUCUUCGUGUUCUGAACUUGUAUUGAACCCUCCCUUUCUAACUGUCAUUGGUAGAUUAUGCUCAGGGAUUGUAAGUUAUAAAUUGACCAAAUUACUUGUUCUUAUUUAAUAGUUAUUGGAAUUUCACAAAACAA